UGCGCAUGCGCCUUUCCACUGCCGAGCACGCGCCUUCCCUAUCCAAACGCACGCGCUUUUUGAGUCCUCCUGCAACAUCCUCGAGAAGUUAGUCACGAGAGACCCGACCGACCGUUGAGCAAGGCGCGAGAAUCAUCCAUCUCAACGCCGCGAGCAGGGUCGACUGCCCUGCUGGUGUCCUGUAAUUUGUUUAAUCGGUUUUUAUCGAGACGGUUGUGUUUGGCUGAGCUGUAACACACACCCCUCCCGUGAGCAGUAGUCUGAGCUCAGACAGGAGUUUGGUCAUCAGCAUCCGCUCCGCAUUUUUACGGUUUGCUAACUACAUAUCCUCCUCCACCUUUAUGGAUUUUACUGUACCGUAUUUUUUUUUAAAACGACAUAUCUGAAUACGCGAGGUUUGAUUAACUGCGAGGCUUAUUUUUUAUUAGACGGGUGAGGUAAAUACAGAGGAUUACACACAUGUAGCCGCUGUGAAGCUAGCUGAGGAAGUGGACUGUUACUUUUCCAUCCCUGUAUGGUGGAAGGAGUCGCUCGCCUUGAUGAUUCAAUGUUAUGGAGACGCGAAAUGCCACAUAAAGACUGAUCUCUGUCACUUUCAGAGAGACUAGUACCUUCGCCGCCAUUCAGAGGAUUACUUGGAGCUGUCUGCAACUGUACAGUUAAAUGAGUUAGCUGGGAAUCGAUUAUCCAAAGCUAGCCCAUUAGCCAACUCCCCAAGUGAUUCGUUUAGCACAGUAUUAACAGUUUAUGUCGUGUCAGUUCUUUUUUAUUUUUACCGAUAGACACAUAGAUUGCGUUUAGAAGAUGUCCUUUUUCAAUUUUCGGAAGAUAUUCAAGCUGGGCACGGAGAAGAAGAAGAAACAGUAUGAGCACGUUCACAGAGACCUCAACCCCGAGGAGGUGUGGGAGAUCGUGGGGGAACUUGGGGAUGGAGCCUUUGGGAAAGUCUACAAGGCUCAGAACAAAGAGACCGGGAUCCUGGCUGCAGCUAAAGUGAUCGAUACCAAAACAGAAGAGGAGCUAGAGGACUACAUGGUGGAGAUUGAAAUCCUUGCCUCCUGUGACCAUCACUACAUUGUCAAACUGCUGGAUGCUUUCUAUUAUGAGAGCAAACUAUGGAUUCUCAUUGAGUUUUGUGCCGGAGGAGCUGUAGACGCUGUGAUGUUGGAGCUGGAGCGGCCACUGACAGAGCCUCAGAUCCGGGUUGUGUGUAAACAGACGCUGGAGGCGCUGGCUUACCUCCAUGAGAAUAAGAUUAUACACCGGGACCUGAAGGCUGGAAAUAUUCUCUUUACCUCGGAUGGAGACGUCAAAUUGGCUGACUUUGGAGUGUCUGCAAAGAAUACAAAGACCCUACAGAGAAGAGACUCUUUCAUUGGAACACCAUACUGGAUGGCACCCGAGGUGGUGAUGUGUGAGACGUCAAAGGACAGACCGUACGACUACAAAGCGGACAUCUGGUCCCUGGGGGUGACUCUGAUCGAGCUGGCACAGAUCGAGCCUCCCAACCACGAGAUGAACCCAAUGAGAGUCCUGCUAAAAAUAGCGAAGUCUGAGCCCCCCACACUCGCAGCUCCAUCACGUUGGUCUCCGGAGUUCAGUGAUUUCCUGCGGAAAGCACUGGAUAAGAAUGUAGACAAUAGGUGGAGUGCAUUGCAGCUCUUACAGCAUCCAUUUGUUUCAAAUGUGGUGGAUAACAGACCACUGCGAGAGCUGAUUGCUGAGGCUAAAGCCGAAGUGGUUGAGGAGAUUGAAGAGGGAAAAGAGGAAGAAGAGGAAGAGGAGCCCGAGCCCCAGCAGGCGGUGCAUGGACACAAACGUGCAUUAUCGGACACCAGUGUUGGCAGCUCGGAGGAUGAGAGGCAGUAUCAGAACACGCCAACUCUUGAGUCGGUCACGGAGAGGGCUGAACCUGAAAGAAAGCCCAGUUCAGAGGAUCAGACCAGUGACAAGACCUCCGACAUGGUGGUGGACACCAGCAAACCCAACCAUGCUGAGGAUGAGAAGAUGAAUGAGUUCAGUGUGCCAGACAAGAGCAUUGAGGAAUCACGUUCCGGUGAGGAGGCUGUACCAAAACAAGAGGAAUCUCCUACACCAGUGACCACAGAAGUAGAGAUUUCUGAUCAGCCAAACCCACCAGCAUCAAAUGACAACGUCCUUCAAGAGAUUGUGACCGUCAGUGAAGAAACUGGAGAGGAAGAAAAGAAAGAAAUGAAGGUGGAAGAGACCUCAGAGAAGAAAGAAGAGUGUGAAGAAAUGCAGCAGGAAGCCAAAGCACAAACCACCACAGAUGAAGAAGAGGAACGUAUCCUUCCUUCAGAUGAAGCUGAACCAGAGAAUAAAUCUGAUGGUGUUACUGAAGAAGGCAUCACUGAACCAGUUAAGCUUACAGGAAAAACAGAGGACAAAAUUGAGACUGAGGAAGAAAUUACUAAAAAGGAACUAGUGGAGGAUGAGAGAACAGUGACCUCACCAGAUGUCCCAACAGAGGAGGUAAAGGAGGAGCGAAAAGAAACUUCACCAGAUGUUUCUACAGAAGUAAAGGAGGAGCGAAAAGAAACUUCACCAGAUGUUUCUACAGAAGGGGUAAAGGAGGAUCUUCCACAAGUGGCAACAGAGGACCAAGAUAAAGCAGGAGAUGAGGCUGAGAGUUCAGAACCCAAAGAGGAUCCUGCAACCAAGGGAGUAGAUGUAGUAGAGGGCAACUCUGUGAAUGAAUUGCCUGUUUUUGUCAUCAAUGGUGUAAAAGAAGAGGAGGUCAGUGCAACGGAGGAACCUCAAGAAGCCAAUGAAGACAGACCAGAGACCCAGGAAGCACCUACCAUGCUUGAGAGUGACCAGAAUGCAGCAGAGGUGGUGAAACCUGAUGUUGAAAAAGAGAAAGAUUCUGAUUCAGGCAGCAGUUCUGCUGCAGAUACUAACAGCAUUGACAUUAACCUGUCAAUCUCCAGCUUCCUCUCCAAAAGCAAAGAAGGAUCUGUUUCAAUACAGGACACCAAGCGCCAAAAGAAAACCCUGAAAAAGACCCGCAAGUUUAUGGUUGAUGGGGUGGAAGUCAGUGUCACCACAUCCAAGAUUGUCACCGACAAUGACACCAAGAGUGAGGAACUGAGAUUUUUGAGGCGUCAGGAGCUACGAGAACUGAGGCUGCUGCAAAAAGAGGAGCAAAGAGCUCAACAGCAGCUCAGCAACAAACUGCAGCAGCAGAAAGAGCAGCUCUUCAGGCGCUUUGAGCAGGAAAUGACGGGAAAGAAACGUCAGUAUGACCAAGAGGUGGAGAACCUUGAGAAACAGCAAAAACAGACCAUAGAGCGUCUGGAGCAGGACCACACCAACCGGCUGAGAGAUGAGGCCAAGAGGAUCAAAGCAGAGCAGGACAAGGAGCUCUCCAAGUUCCAGAACAUGCUGAAGAACCGCAAAAAAGAGGUCAAACAAGAGGUCGGACAGUCCCCCAAACACAUGAGAAAAGAGCUCAUGAAACGCUUAAAGGAAGACCUAGCAGUCGUUCAACAUGAAGAGGAGCAAGAGUUUCUCCAGAGGCAGCAGCAGGAGCUGGAUGGAGCUCUGAAGAAGAUCAUCCAGCAGCACAAACUAGAGAUCGCCACUAUAGAGAGAGACUGUCUCAACCACAAGCAGCAGCUCAUGAGAGCCCGGGAGGCAGCCAUGUGGGAGCUAGAGGAGCGCCACCUGCAGGAGAAACACCAGUUGCUGAAGCAGCAGCUGAAGGAUCAAUACUUCAUGCAGAGACAUCAACUCCUCAAGAGGCAUGACAAGGAGAUGGAGCAGAUGCAGGGUUAUAACCAACGGCUGAUUGAGGAGAUGAAGAACAGGCAGGCACAAGAAAGAGCUCGGCUGCCAAAGAUCCAGCGCAGUGAAGCGAAGACGCGUAUGGCAAUGUUUAAAAAGAGCCUGCGGAUCACUGGCACAGGAACACCAGAGCAGGACAGAGAGAAGAUCAAACAGUUUGCUACUCAAGAGGACAAGAGACAGAAGAAUGAGAGACUUCAUCAGCAUCAGAAACAUGAGAACCAGAUGAGAGACCUGCAGCUGCAGUGUGACUCAAACAUCAGAGAACUUCAACAGAUGCAGAAUGAGAAAUGCCACCUCCUGAUUGAGCAUGAGACUCAGAAGCUGAAGGAGCUGGAUGAAGAGCACAGUCAGGAGCUGAAAGACUGGAGGGAGAAGCUUCGGCCCAGGAAGAAGGCUCUGGAGGAAGAGUUCACACGUAAACUGCAAGAACAAGAAGUCUUCUUUAAAAUGAGCGGAGAGUCUGAAUGCCUCAAUCCCACCACCCAAAGCAGAGUCUCUAAAUUCUACCCUAUUCCCAGUGUCCACUCCUCCGGCUCUUAACCUUCACCACUGAGCUUUAUCUAAAGCGAGGAAGUGCUGUUCUAGUCAAGAGCCCAUUGUCCUUUCAAAGGUAUGAGAUCAGAAUAGAUGCAUGGGGUUGGAAAGCUUACAGUAAUGAAGGAGAAACCUUAUGCAUUACCUUGACAUGCUUUUUGCCACGUUGAAUCCAAUGGAUUAACAUUUUAGUUUUCUGUAUGUUGUCUUCUGGUCAUGUUAAUUUGUGCUUUAAGACAUUAGUGCAAAUACACUCAGGCAAUAUCAUCUUGUCUUUGUGGAAUACAUUCAUAAAACAGCCUUAAUAAGGGUCACAUGAUGAAAAGCUCAUAACAAACAUAAGAUCACAGACAGAAAAUCCAACUUAAAUGUUGAGAGAUCACAUUUAAACACGUGGACACUCUAGUCACUGUUACACUUAACUAAUUUAAGCUUCAGUGCUGUUAUGGUCUUGUAUCAGCUGUUAUAUGUUGCAUUUUUGUAUCCUCCUGUGAGUUUGGCCUAUUCUGUUUUUAAUGUCCAUGCAAAGUUACUUUUAAAACAAACUACGCUUUUUAACUUUUAAUGUUUGCUUUAUGGUUAAAGAUAUUUACAGUCAAGGAAUGUAACCCGUAAGAUGACAUUGCACACUUUAAAACAAAUUGAACAUAUGCAGUAGUGAUCUCUUUAGUGCAUUACGAAGGAAAUUGUGCCCAAAUAUUUGUAUGCGAUGAUGUCAUUUCUCAUUUGGCAUGUCACUUUGUGGUUCAGAGUAGCCAAGUUUAUUUUUUUAUGAACAAAUUAAUUUCACGUAUUUGAAGGAGAAUAGGGCAGUGUUUGCCUUCUUGAAUGUUUCAUAUAUAGAGUUAAAGUUAUUUAUGGAUUUAAAUGAAUUUGAAAGUUUUUAUUAGUUCUUUUUCCUGUUUGAUCAAAAUAUAUGGGGAAUAUAAACUUGCACAUUACAUUGUUUAUCUUAAUUUUAGGUUUUCUUUUUAUUGAAGGACACGUACUUUUGAUAGUCAAAUGUAGAGCAGCAUUUUGAAUAGUCCAUUGCAGUCUGCAAAAGUGUUUCAGUGGGAAGACAUGAACUUUUCUUACUGUUGCUGAGGACUUUUCAUCUGAUUCAAGCUCUAUUUUUGAUAACGUUUCGUGCAAGAAAUCACACAUCUGUAUCUUAGCCAUAAUAUGACAUGCUGUGCUCAUAUACUUUUUGCAUGCUGAGAGAAAUCCCAAAUGCUGUACUUAACCAGAGACAUGAACUCUUUGAACAGAUGAUGCAUUUUACACAGACAGGUUUUAAAAGUUGACAUUUGCACAAACGGUGCAUUACAAAUCAGGAUAUUUGUCCAGAGACAGAGAGAAGGGGCUGAUAUCCUAGUGUCAUACUGCUGAACAGUGACCUUAACCUCUUGCAGCACUUUGAUGGAAUAUCUGAUGCAUUUUUGAGGUCAAUUUAUGUAUCGAAACACUUGUCCAUUGAUAUACUGUAAAUAAAACUCAUUGUAUUUUCUUUGA
Molecule: messenger RNA, 5838 nt
Organism: Megalobrama amblycephala (Wuchang bream)
Lineage: Eukaryota; Metazoa; Chordata; Actinopteri; Cypriniformes; Xenocyprididae
Gene: slka
Product: STE20-like kinase a
Exons: 19
Coding region: 805-4350 (1181 amino acids)
Biological process (GO): protein phosphorylation
Molecular function (GO): ATP binding; protein serine/threonine kinase activity
Source: RefSeq, a predicted model, not a curated record